AUGGCAGCGGUCAAUCAAGUGUCAACAACUGUAAGUAGUACUGGAACAAUUUCAUUCCAUAAUAUAAAUUACACCGUCGGAACGAAAGCAAGGUCGCACAAACGACGAUCGAAAUGUCUGACUCUACCAUUCUUCAAAGUUACAGAACAGAAACAAAUUCUUUUCGACGUAUCAGGGAGAUUUAUGAACGGAAUGAAUGCUAUACUCGGUCCUUCUGGAAGCGGAAAAUCAUCGUUACUUGAUAUUCUGGCUGAUCGAAAGGAUCCGCGUGGCACAUCGGGUAUCGUCUUAGUCGAUAACUUUCCACGGCAUCCAUCGUUUCGGUAUACAGUUGGUUAUGUGGUUCAAGAAGACAUAUGUAGCGGUACAUUAACAGUACGCGAAAAUCUCUAUUUUUCAGUUAGUCUUCGUUUGUCAGAAGCGCUAUCAGCCAGUGACAAGCGUGUUCGUGUGUCGACUGUUAUCACAGAGCUCAGUCUUGAAGCUUGUGCUGAUACACGAGUGGGAACAGAGUUUCUUCGCGGUAUAUCUGGUGGUGAAAAAAAACGCACUUGUAUUGGCAUGGAAUUGGUUUUAUCACCCAAUAUUUUGUUUCUUGAUGAACCAACAACAGGACUCGACGCAUCGACAGCGAUUAGUAUCAUGAACUGCCUAAAAGACCUAUCUCGACGUGGAAGAACGAUAAUAUUCUCCAUACAUCAGCCACGCUAUUCCAUCUUUAAACUAUUUGAUACAGUCAUGCUGAUGUGCAACGGUCAAUGUGUUUAUCAUGGUUCAGCUAAAGGUGUCGUUCCCUAUUUUUCCACACAUGAUUAUCAGUGUGAGCCGUAUGACAACCCAGCCGACUUCGCAUUAGAUGUCUUGAUAGAUAUUGGUCGAAAACCAGACAUAAUCGCAAAAUUGAAUGAUCUAUACAAUAAAACAGAUGCAGAUACAUCGGCGGCCUUUCCACGACCCGGGAAUAUGAUCGAUCUUGAAAGUCUGGAUCACAAACGACGAAAAUACAAAGUCCAAGCAGCUCGCUCCUUAGGAGCAGAAAUUUUCUAUCUCUCACAACGAACGCUGCGCAAUUCUUUUCGAAAUCCAGCAUUGGCGCUCUCGCAAAUUAGCGUUUCUAUUAUUCUUGGUGCGAUGGUUGGAUUACUGUUCUAUGAUUUGAAGAAAACAACUGAUUCAGGUGUUCAAAAUCGACUUGGUGCAAUUUUUUUCAUUUCUCUUAACCAGAUUUUCAUUAAUGUGACUGCGAUUGAUGCACUUCUCAAAGAGCGUGCACUGUUCAUUCAUGAAUAUGCCAGUGGUUACUAUAGAAUCUUCACGUAUUUCAUUGCAAAAUUAUUGUGCGAUUUGUUACCAAUGCGUGUGAUACCAACAAUAUUGUUUUCUAUCAUUUCCUAUUUCAUGAUGGGUCUCAGUCGCACUAUUAGUCAAUUCUUCAUUUUUCUGUUAACAAUCUUCAUAGCCAGCUUGUUCGGGUCGGCUAUGUGCUUUUUCAUUUCGGCCAUUACAUCAAUCUUUCCUGUGGCUCUCAUCAUUGCUAUUCUUAUUUGUGUCAUGAUGACGAUGUUCAGCGGCUUUGUUCUUGAUUUAGACAGUGUAUUUAAAUGGCUCUCUUGGAUUCAAUGGACUAGUGCAUCCAGAUAUGUUUCGAAUUUACUUAUUAUCAAUGAAUUUCAAGGUCUCACUUUCUGUUUGUCCAAUCAAACCAAUGUCUGUCCGAUGACAGGCGAGCAGAUACUGGAUAAUCUUGAUAUACCUCAUGCUAAUUCAUGGGAUUUAUGGAAAAACUUCCUCGCACUAACAAUUAUGACAGUGCUAUUCUUAAUUUCAUCUUAUAUUCAACUGAUCAGAAUCAAAAAAACAAAAUAA
This is a messenger RNA of Rotaria socialis, 1866 nucleotides long. The record is from the annotation of a GenBank genome assembly. NCBI's taxonomy places the organism in Eukaryota, Metazoa, Rotifera, Eurotatoria, Philodinida, Philodinidae.